Messenger RNA from Procambarus clarkii (red swamp crayfish), 2610 nucleotides. The record is from RefSeq and is a predicted model, not a curated record. NCBI's taxonomy places the organism in Eukaryota, Metazoa, Arthropoda, Malacostraca, Decapoda, Cambaridae.
AUGGAUGACACGUGGAUGACACAUUUUUUCGCCGUCAAAAACCGAACCACUGAAGGUUCGGAAGGUCGACGAGAGAGAGAAAACGACGCACAAGAGCGCUACAACACCCACCAACGACGCACAAGAGCGCUACAACACUACCAACGACGCACAAGAGCGCUACAACACUACCAACGACGCACAAGAGCGCUACAACACCCACCAACGACGCACAAGAGCGCUACAACACCCACCAACGACGCACAAGAGCGCUACAACACUACCAACGACGCACAAGAGCGCUACAACACUACCAACGACGCACAAGAGCGCUACAACACCCACCAACGACGCACAAGAGCGCUACAACACUACCAACGACGCACAAGAGCGCUACAACACUACCAACGACGCACAAGAGCGCUACAACACUACCAACGACGCACAAGAGCGCUACAACACCCACCAACGACGCACAAGAGCGCUACAACACCACCAACGACGCACAAGAGCGCUACAACACUACCAACGACGCACAAGAGCGCUACAACACUACCAACGACGCACAAGAGCGCUACAACACUACCAACGACGCACAAGAGCGCUACAACACCCACCAACGACGCACAAGAGCGCUACAACACCACCAACGACGCACAAGAGCGCUACAACACUACCAACGACGCACAAGAGCGCUACAACACUACCAACGACGCACAAGAGCGCUACAACACUACCAACGACGCACAAGAGCGCUACAACACCCACCAACGACGCACAAGAGCGCUACAACACCCACCAACGACACACAAGAGCGCUACAACACCCACCAACGACGCACAAGUACGCUACAACACUACCAACGACGCACAAGAGCGCUACAACACUACCAACGACGCACAAGUGCGCUACAACACCCACCAACGACGCACAAGAGCGCUACAACACUACCAACGACGCACAAGAGCGCUACAACACCCACCAACGACGCACAAGUGCGCUACAACACUACCAACGACGCACAAGAGCGCUACAACACCCACCAACGACGCACAAGAGCGCUACAACACCCACCAACGACACACAAGAGCGCUACAACACCCACCAACGACGCACAAGUACGCUACAACACUACCAACGACGCACAAGAGCGCUACAACACCCACCAACGACGCACAAGUACGCUACAACACUACCAACGACGCACAAGAGCGCUACAACACUACCAACGACGCACAAGUGCGCUACAACACCCACCAACGACGCACAAGAGCGCUACAACACUACCAACGACGCACAAGUGCGCUACAACACCCACCAACGACGCACAAGUGCGCUACAACACCCACCAACGACGCACAAGAGCGCUACAACACCCACCAACGACGCACAAGUGCGCUACAACACCCACCAACGACGCACAAGUGCGCUACAACACCCACCAACGACGCACAAGAGCGCUACAACACUACCAACGACGCACAAGUACGCUACAACACUACCAACGACGCACAAGUGCGCUACAACACCCACCAACGACGCACAAGAGCGCUACAACACUACCAACGACGCACAAGUACGCUACAACACUACCAACGACGCACAAGUGCGCUACAACACCCACCAACGACGCACAAGAGCGCUACAACACUACCAACGACGUACAAGUGCGCUACAACACCCACCAACGACGCACAAGUGCGCUACAACACCCACCAACGACGCACAAGAGCGCUACAACACCCACCAACGACGCACAAGUGCGCUACAACACCCACCAACGACGCACAAGUGCGCUACAACACCCACCAACGACGCACAAGAGCGCUACAACACUACCAACGACGCACAAGUACGCUACAACACUACCAACGACGCACAAGUGCGCUACAACACCCACCAACGACGCACAAGUGCGCUACAACACCCACCAACGACGCACAAGAGCGCUACAACACCCACCAACGACGCACAAGUACGCUACAACACUACCAACGACGCACAAGAGCGCUACAACACUACCAACGACGCACAAGAGCGCUACAACACCCACCAACGACGCACAAGUACGCUACAACAUUACCAACGACGCACAAGUACGCUACAACACUACCAACGACGCACAAGAGCGCUACAACACUACCAACGACGCACAAGAGCGCUACAACACCACCAACGACGCACAAGAGCGCUACAACGACGCACAAGAGCGCUACAACACCACCAACGACGCACAAGAGCGCUACAACACCACCAACGACGCACAAGAGCGCUACAACACCCACCAACGACGCACAAGAGCGCUACAACACCCACCAACGACGCACAAGAGCGCUACAACACCCACCAACGACGCACAAGAGCGCUACAACACCACCAACGACGCACAAGAGCGCUACAACACCACCAACGACGCACAAGAGCGCUACAACACCCACCAACGACGCACAAGUACGCUACAACACUACCAACGACGCACAAGAGCGCUACAACACUACCAACGACGCACAAGAGCGCUACAACACCACCAACGACGCACAAGAGCGCUACAACGACGCACAAGAGCGCUACAACACCACAAACGACGCACAAGAGCCGACCGGACUGCUAGCGUGCAUAAGCUCAGCCUAG